Molecule: messenger RNA, 5060 nt
Organism: Equus caballus (horse)
Lineage: Eukaryota; Metazoa; Chordata; Mammalia; Perissodactyla; Equidae
Source: RefSeq, a predicted model, not a curated record
AUAAGCGAUGGGUAGGUCCGUGCCUGGGAUCCCAACUGGUGAACCACGGGCCGCUGAAAUGGAACACGCGGACUUAACCCCUGUGUCACAGUGCCCGCCCCAAACUGCUAAAUAUUUAUCUAAAUAAUUCAGAGUUUUCUCUCCCACAAAGUUUACACAUUUAACCUCAAAAGGUUGAUUUAAAAUUUGUUUGUUAUUAGGACAAAUCCUGCCAAAAAUGAAGAUUUGGGGUUUCUUUAUUCACAAUCAAGAUUCAGACUUCUUUAGACUACAGGACAUUUUGAAAAUCCAAAUAAUUUAAAAGGUAACAUUUUUAUGAAAGACUGAAAUGAACCAGACUUCCUGCACUCAUGGUAAGAAUUAGUCACAGGGAGACGGUUCAAGAUCCAGUGACAGUGGACAUGUUAUCUUGCUCUCUGUGUUCACAGAGAUGGCAGCACUGCAUGAAGGACAAGGGAGAAGGUGCCACAAGCUGGAACUUGGAUGGAAUGACUGUCUCAUUAUGCAGGUAACCCAGGAAGUGUAUUUAUAUAUAAGAUUCUGAACUAGGCUUUAUAUUUUGCAAGAAUGCAUUGAUAGUGUGGGAAUUCACUGUCUUUUGAAAGUUCUCCUAUGUCAUUCUCUUCAUCAGCCAUGUUAGGAUCCUUUGUGAUUACGAAAAUAUGAGGGGAUUGACUCAUUUCUGUAACACUUUUUGCAUAUUUUCCUAUGAUAAAGAUCCAGAAUAAAUUUAUCUUCUCUAACAUCAGUAUUUUUAGGAACUAUUUUCAAGUAUAACUAUUUGGGGAUAUUUUAAUGGGCAGAUAUGUCGAAAUCUCCUGAUAGGUUCAGUUAAUAUGUUCUCUAAGCACUGUUUGUUAAUCUGUUAAAAAUUAGAGAAUGACACAGCGUCUCUAGAACUUGGAUGAGUGACUUUCAAAAGCUUAAGGUAACACUUUAGUAAGCAAGCUGUUGCUUCAAUUUCUGUUUUUCUGUUCUCAGGUGAGUUUCAGCAUCCUAUCAUUUAUUUACUGCCAUUUGGAUGUAGUCUUCCUUCAAUUGCUUCUUUGUAUGAUUUGCCCACUUUGCUGUUGGUUUGUUUGCCUUUCAUUUGUUAAUUGCUUAGAGCUCUUUGUCUAUAUUGAUAUUAGCUCUGUGUAUGUCCUCUAAAAUGUAAACCUUUUCCCUAAACUACUUCUGUCUAUUGAUGUUACAGUAUCUUUUCCUAAAUCCUUAAAAGUUUUGAAAUUGUCAACUAUGUCUAUUUCGGAUUUCACUUAUUAGGUAAGAAUGUUAUCCUACCCUUGGAAUGUAGAAAGCCAUCUCUUUUAUUAACUGGAAAGUGAAGAUAAAUUAAGUCUUACUUUAUUUUUUCAUUAAAGUUUUAAUCUAUUUUUAUUUUAUUUUUGUAUGUUAUUAGCUAUAUGUACAAUUUUAUUAACUUCCAGAUGGAAAGCUAGUUGUGGCAACCCAUUUAUAUAAUAAUGUGUCCUCCUUCCCCACGUAUGUCUCUAAUGACUUGUCUCUCUAUUACUCGGUAAUAUUACUGAGGGUAGGGACCAUAUUUUAAGCAUCCUUGUAUUCUUUUAAUCUCUGAAUGUAUUGGUACGUGAUAAAUCAUAAUGCCUAUUUGUUGAAUGAAGAAACAAAUUAUGUCAAGAUUUCAGGAAGUCACUAGUAAUAACUAUAUUUGCAGGUAAUCUUGUCCUGAACUCUGAAAUAAGACGUAGAGAAGAACCUAUGGAACAAAGGAAAAAUGUGACUGAAUUUGUACUCUUGGGGCUCACUCAGAGCCUCCAGGGUCAGAAGAUACUAUUUGUUGUGUUCUUGCUCAUCUACAUUGUGACAAUGGUGGGCAACCUACUCAUUGUCAUGACUGUGGUAGUCAGCCCAACCCUGGAUGCCCCCAUGUACUUCUUUCUUGGCUACUUGUCAUUUAUGGAUGCUGUUUAUUCUACUACAGUCACCCCAAAUAUGAUUAUAGACUUACUCUAUGAGAAGAAAACCAUUUCCUUCCAAGCUUGCAUGAGCCAGCUUUUUAUAGGGCACUUAUUUGGUGGUGCUGAGAUUUUACUCCUGGUGGUCAUGGCCUAUGACCGCUAUGUGGCCAUCUGCAAACCCUUGCAUUAUUUGACAAUCAUGAAUCAACGUGUGCGUGUUCUGCUGCUUCUGUUGGCCUGGCUUGGAGGUUUUCUGCAUGCUGUAGUUCAACUUCUCUUUGUCUACAACCUUCCCUUCUGUGGCCCCAAUGUCAUCGACCACUUCAUCUGUGACAUGUACCCCUUAUUAAAACUUGCCUGCACUGACACCUACGUUAUUGGUCUCACCGUGGUUGCCAAUGAUGGGGCAAUCUGUGUGGUCAUCUUUAUGCUCUUACUCAUCUCCUAUGGGGUCAUUCUGCACUCCCUGAAGAAUCUUACUCAGGAAGGGAAGCGCAAAGCAUUAUCCACUUGUGGCUCCCACAUCACUGUGGUGGUCCUCUUCUUUGUCCCUUGUAUUUUUAUGUAUGUGAGACCUCCUUCUACCUUACCCAUUGAUAAAUCCCUGACUGUGUUUUACACCGUUAUCACCCCUAUGUUGAACCCUUUAAUCUAUACUCUGAGAAAUGGAGAGAUGAAAAAUGCCAUGAAAAAGCUCUGGACCAGAAAAAGAAAAUGAGGCAGCAGAGAAAUGUACCACCUGUUUUCAAUGAAGAAUUGCUCCUUCCAGGAAAGCCAUGUGUGAUUAUUUAAUUAUAGUAAAUUUUUCCUCAGGUUUAAUAACUUGGACAUUAUGAAAAAUAUUUAUGUGAAAACUUUGAAUGAUUUAAAUAUAUUUUUAAGAUUUUCAUAAUUUCUUAGGAAAAUAUAUGUUCAGUUUUUGUGCAUAAAAAGUCUCUUGAAAAGUAUAGACUUAUGUUCUAUAUGAUGAGUUAUGCUACACUUAAUGCUGUAAAUUAAUUUUAGUUAGAAGAUUUUCUCAUGUUUCUCUCUUAAAUAACAUAAUAUUUUUCAGAAUUAAUAGUCUUCAUUACAGAUUUCAGAAAAGUAAAAUAAGAAAUAAAAACUUGCUUCACUCCUCCCCACAUAGACAGCCCAUAUUAAUAUUUGAAGUGUAUAUCUUAUGUUUGUAUCUAUGAGAUACUUUAAAUAUAUAAUUCUGUUCAUAUUGCUUAGCACGUUAAGGUUGAAGAGGAAUGAUGCUUCAGAGUUCUAAUAUUAAUCACAAGGAGGCUAAGUAAAUAAGACGAUUCUAAUGAGCAAGGCAGAUAUGCAGAAAAAUAACUACAUUGUAUGUAUUGUUCUGAUUAGGAAAUCAUAGUAUCUCCUCAAGUGGAACAAUUUUGUUUUGGUGUUACUUUUUCAAAAAGAUCCAUUAAUCUUCCCAGAUUGUUUAGAAUAUCUGAUAAGACUUCUGCUAUUUUUCAAUAUUCGCAUCCCCUUUCUUAGCUUAUAGUGUUUCAUAGCCUUCUAUACUGACCCAGACCCUGCCUUUCAUAUGUAAAAUCGCAUAAUCCAUAAUCCUUGAGCUUCAAAUAUGCAAUACAGAAGUCCACAACAGAUAUUUUGGGUGAUGUUGUUAAGAAAGAUGCUGACACUAUAUUCUAUUCUUCCCUCUCUUAUUAAUGGAUUGAAGAUUAUUAGGUAAUAAAGAGGCCCGAAUACGUUGUUUUAUUUAACAGAGACCUCAAUCAUAAAAUCCUUUCUUUCUCUGAAUCAGGCUUGAAACAAAAUAUUAUCUCUCCCUAAAAUGUCAGGAAGCAUGUGUAAAAGAAACUCAUAAUUCUGCCUCCCUUAUUUGGUCUGGAUUCCUAAGGGGCUAAGGCUAUGGGGCAACAAGUCCUUUUCAUUGGCAAAUCACACAGUAUGAGAAUCCUUGUAUGCUGAUUUUUAUCCCUGUUAUUGGAGAUUUCUUACAUCAUCUCAAAGUCUUCCCAAAAUAAUACUAUUCACCAAAUGAUAUCAAGUAUAUGACUCAUCUGAAUUUAUAUAAUUAACUCCUUCUCUUUUGGACAUUGCUAUAGACUGAAAGUUUGUGUCCUCCCCAAGUUCACAAGUUAAAUCCUUUAUAAUGUGGUGGUAUUUGAAAGUAGGCUUUUGAGGAAGUACUUAGAUCAUGAAGGUGGAGUCCUCUUGAAUGAGAUUAGUGUUCUUAUAAAAGAGACCCCAGAGAGCUCCCUUGUCCCUUCUGCCCUGUUGAGGACACAGCAAAGAAUUGGCUGUCUGUGAACUAGAAAGCAGGUCCUCACAAGACAUGGAAUCAGCUGGCGCCUUAUCUUGGACUUCUGAGCCUCCAAAACUGUGACAAAUAAUUUUUUUUUGUUUAAGCCACCCAGUCUAUGGUAUUCUAUAAUAACAGUCCAAAUGGAGUUAAACAUUUAGUUAAUUUUCAAAUUUGUAUAAUUAUUUCAAUUGAUGAGGUAGAAAUGUUUAUUAAUUGCCUGUGUUCAUUGGUCUAUUCUCUCCCUGAAGUUAGGGAAGGUUACUUAGUUGUCUUUGUGCUCUCUGUUCCCUGCAUGGUGUCUGGGACAUAGAAUCCACCCCAUAAACUUGGUUGUUACUUGUAUCCUUGAAUUCUUGUUCUAUUGGAGUGAGAAUUUUCACUGAUGAAUUUCACUGAAGUCUUUCUACAUUAAAUAUAUAUAUUUGUGAUAAAUAUUUGCUCUUCUUUGAUAUUUGGUACAAAUGUUAACCUUAUGUUAUUUAUGCUAUAAUUAUGGCUGUUGUUAUAUAAAGAUGUUAUAUUUUUAUAUUCCUUUACUUUUCAACUUCUAUCAAAUAACUCUUGGGAAAUUCCAUUUUCUUCAGUGAUAUUAUAAAUUUUAACCUCUUGUUUUCUUUGAUAACUUUUCAAAAAACUUACUUUUUAAUCAUUCUAGAUUUUAAUUUUGUUUGCGAUUAGGAAAUAUCUAAGCCCAUUUUCCCCAAACAGGUGAAACAAUCUGCCAACAUUAUUAUUUUCUUUUUUUUAGUAGUAAUUUGAUUGUAUUUGAUUCAGGUGUCUCUCUUUUUUUAAUUAAUUUUUUUGAUUGAGUUCUUAAUAGUUCACAUCAAUGUGAAAUUCCAAUUGUACAUUACUUCUUCAGUGUCACCACAUAAGUG